AUGAUUUCCCAAUUGAAAAAAAAAAGUUAACAAACACAGCUUCUAUUUUAUAGGCAACACUGCACAUCAUUUAUAACACAGAAAGGAUGUCUCAUAAAUAAACAAUAAAAGAUAAUUAUAGUAGUUAACAGUCACGGAAAAAGAAACAUCUACCCAACCCAUUCUCACUCUCUCACACUCACAUACACUUUGUACCCGACCCAACAAAAAUCCAGAAUCAGACAAAGAUUUUCUUCCCUUCAUCACACUCCACAACCACCACCAUCACAUCUCAUCUAACUUCAAACCUAUUUGAAAAGAGAGAAAAUGUUUGAGGAAAGAAACAAAACUUAACAUUUCCCUUUCUCUACUCUUUGCAUUGUGCUUUUUUGUACUGUUUUUUCAGAAGUAGAACUAUGAGGAAGCAUGGAUGGCAGCUACCUUACCAUCCUCUUCAGGUUGUGGCUGUUGCUGUGUUUUUAGCUCUGGGGUUUGCUUUCUAUGUUUUCUUCGCUCCUUUUGUUGGAAACAAGAUGUUUCAGUAUAUUGCAGUUGCUCUCUAUACGCCUCUGAUUACUGUUGUUUUUGGACUCUACAUUUGGUGCGCUGCAGCAGAUCCCGCAGAUCCUGGGGUUUUUAAGUCCAAAAAGUAUCUUAAAAUUCCAGACAGUAAAAAACUUGUUGGACUAAAGAAUUCGAAAUUAGGUGAAGAGUUAACUCCAUCAAUGCACGAUGCAACUGCUUCAACAGUUGGAGGAAAUUCCAUAGAUAGUGAAGCAUUUGGAACAGAAGGAAAUAUGAAAGAUGCUUAUAAUUCAGUAAAGAAGGCAAAUUCAUCUUCUUGUUUGUCACGUUUCCUUGUGGUUUGCUCUCCUUGUGCUUAUAUAUGUCGCUGCUCUGGUUCAAAUGAAGAAUCUUCUGAUAAGCAAACCAGUGAAGAUGGUAUGUUCUAUUGCAGUUUGUGUGAAGUUGAGGUCUUCAAAUACAGCAAGCACUGUAGAGUCUGCGACAAGUGUGUAAAUCACUUUGAUCAUCAUUGCCGAUGGCUCAACAACUGUAUUGGGAAAAAGAACUAUAGGCAAUUUUUCAGCCUGAUGGUUGCUGCCAUGCUCUUGUUUAUUCUUCAAUGGUCAACUGGGCUCCUUGUGCUGGUUUGCUGUUUUGUUGAGAGGAAGCAAUUUUCUAAAGAAAUAUCCUCUAAGUUGGGAAGCAGUUUCUCCAUGGCUCCCUUUGUUAUUGUUGUGUCUGCAUGUACCAUGCUGGCUAUGAUUGCUACUUUACCUGUUGUUCAGCUUUUCUUCUUUCAUAUCCUCCUCAUUAAAAAGGGACUCAGCACAUAUGAUUACAUUGUAGCUAUGAGGGAGCUGGAGCAAGAGCAGGAACAGCUAGGAGUUGGAGGCCAGCAAAGUCCCCAAAUGUCAACUGUUAGUUCAUUUACUGGGUUGAGCAGUGUAAGCUCCUUCAAUGCUUUACAUCGUGGUGCAUGGUGCACACCUCCACGCAUGUUCCUUGAGGAUCAGUUUGAUGUAGUGCCCACGGAAACAGGUUCUGUGAGUUCACUGGGAAAGAAGUCAAUGAGAGAAGAGCCAUUGAAGAAAAAGAAUCCUGGAGGUGUCAAAAUUAGUCCUUGGACAUUGGCGCGAUUAAAUGCAGAAGAAGUUGCUAAGGCAGCUGCUGAAGCACGAAAAAAGUCCAAAAUUCUGCAACCUGUGAUAAGACACGAUCAGGCUGCCGGGCUAGAACGAGACACCAGUUUUGAUAGCACUGGCCGAAGAAUGGUUCCCACUAUUGAGAACAAUAGAAAGCGGGAUAAUAAGCGCAUUUACCUUCCUCCUGAUAUAUCUAUGGAAUCAAUGGCAAAAGUUUCUUCCAAUAAUACCGAAAUGGGAUUCAAUGGAAGGUCUGGCUUUGCCCCUCCUCAUUUCCGUAGGGCAAUUCAAACAAGCCAAGCAAUGUCAAGCUCAGCUGGCAUUGUUCCAUCAUCGCCUGAAAGCAGUUUCACCUCCCCUGAUAUUCACCCUUUUGAGGCUUUGGGAACUGACGAAAUAAGAAAUAGUGCAAGACUUUCAUCUGCUGGUGCUGCAACUCUGAACGAAAAUCCACUUUCAAGGUCAACAAGUGACGGGUAUGAUGCCUCCGGCGGGGAAGACAGUGACCAGGUUCCUAGUAGGGUUGUUCAGAGAAUUGCCGAUUGGAGUAGUGUUCUUUUCAGAGAUGAUAAGGAUGAAAGGCCUUUUAGGCCUCCAUUGUCAUCCAACAUGACUCAUAGUAGAAACUAGUAAUUUUUAACUAACAUAGGUGUGAAUUAGACAACUAUCAUUCUGACUAUUUAGAUUGUAAUUGUUCAUUAAUUUUUGAGCUUGAGGUACUUCAGCAUCAUGUAGCCAUCA
Messenger RNA from Vicia villosa (hairy vetch), 2369 nucleotides. Its product is annotated as probable protein S-acyltransferase 22. The transcript is spliced from 8 exons. Gene Ontology annotation, cellular component: endoplasmic reticulum; Golgi apparatus. Bases 396 to 2258 code for a protein of 620 amino acids. The record is from RefSeq and is a predicted model, not a curated record. Gene Ontology annotation, molecular function: protein-cysteine S-palmitoyltransferase activity. Lineage: Eukaryota; Viridiplantae; Streptophyta; Magnoliopsida; Fabales; Fabaceae. Gene Ontology annotation, biological process: peptidyl-L-cysteine S-palmitoylation; protein targeting to membrane.